Messenger RNA from Microthlaspi erraticum, 306 nucleotides. The record is from the annotation of a GenBank genome assembly. Lineage: Eukaryota; Viridiplantae; Streptophyta; Magnoliopsida; Brassicales; Brassicaceae.
AUGCAUUCCUCAUACUUACUUAUUUUCCUUGUGAUCUUAGAGCUUUUGUAUAUUUCUUUUGUAUCUUCCGAGCUCACAUACCGACCCGGGAAGCAUCUUCCCGCGGUCGACCAAUCUAAAUCACGCGACCGAAUGCCGCGCACGACCCCACCGUGCAAACAGGGAGGCAUCGCCUCACGACCAUGCGACACGACCCGUAUCACGCGCACGACCGCACCGUCCGACCAGGAAGGCCUCGUCCCGCGUCCGGCCGAAUCCUUCGACCAAUAUCAUCCGUCCGGCCGAACCCGACGAACGAACGAAUAA